UGCUCCAGCGGGAAGAUGGCGGCGGCGGGCGCGGGGGGCGCGGGGGGCGCGGGGGGCGCGGGCGGGGACGCGCUGCCCGCCGACGAGGUGGCCGCGCGCCUGCAGCGGAUGCGCCGCGAGCUGAGCAACCGCAGGAAGAUCCUGGUGAAGAACCUGCCCCCGGACAGCCACUGCCAGGAGGUCCACAGUUUGCUCCAAGAUUAUGAGUUGAAGUACUGUUACUUGGACAGAAAUAAACGAACAGCUUUUGUCACCUUGUUGAACGGGGAGCAAGCCCAGAAAGCCAUCCAGACGUUUCAUCAAUACUCGUUCCGGGGGAAGGACUUGAUCGUCCAGCUGCAGCCCACGGACGCCCUGCUGUGUAUCACCAACCUGCCCUCUGCUUUCACGCUGGAGGAGUUCGAAGAGCUGGUCCGCGCUUACGGGAACAUUGAGAGAUGCUUCCUGGUCUACAGCGAGGAGACCGGGCUCUCCAAGGGCUACGGCUUCGUGGAGUACAUGAAGAAGGACUUUGCUGCCAAGGCGCGCCUGGAGCUCCUGGGCAAGCCGGUGGGCACCUCCGCGCUCUUCGCGCAGUGGAUGGACGUGAACCUGCUGGCCGCUGAGCUGGUGCAUUCUAAGUGCCUUUGUAUAGACAAGCUUCCGAGCGACUACAGCGACUCCGAGGAGCUGCUUCAGUGCUUCUCCAGUAUCCAUAAGCCUGUGUUCUGCCAGCUCGCGCAGGACGAAGGGAGCUAUGUGGGCGGCUUUGCCGUGGUGGAGUACAGCACCGCGGAGCAGGCGGAGGAGGUCCAGCGGGCCGCCGACGGCAUGAGCAUCCAGGGGAGCCCGGUCCAGGUUUCCUUCUGUGCCCCCGGAGCACCAGGACGGAGCACCUUGGCAGCUCUCAUAGCGGCCCAGCGCGUGAUGCACAGCAGCCAGAGGGGCCUGCUCCCGGAGCCCAACCCCGUGCAGAUCAUGAAGAGUCUGAACAAUCCCGCCAUGCUGCAGGUGCUCCUGCAGCCCCAGCUGUGCGGGCGAGCCGUGAAGCCAGUUCUUGGAACAACGCCCAGCUUGCCUCAUCUGAUGAGUCCCUCCAUCGCCCCUGCAUUUUUACAUCUGAAUAAACCUCAUCAGGGCUCAGUGCUGGGUGGCACCUGUAACUUAUUCCUUCAGAACCUUCCUCAAGUAUCACUGGCACAGCACCAACUCAUGAAGUUCGAGAAUAUCCACACUAACAACAAACCGGGCUUACUCGGAGAACCCCCGGCCAUGGUCCUGCAGACAGCCAUAGGGAUCGGCUCGGCGCUGCCCUUGAAGCCUGAGCUGGGCCACCAUGGAGACGCCCAGAAAACGUCCAGCCUGGUCCCGGCUCAGGGCGCCUUCGGUGCAGGAAUGGGAGUGCUGCCUUUCUUCCCCGGCCCACACCUGGCGGGCCACGCAGGGCCCGGGAGCGCACAGGACAAGCAGCCGGCGUUGGGAACUGCAGACGGGAACCUCUCAGGGUCGUAUCUUCAGAGCUUCUCCAGCCUCCCUACCGGGGGCUUGCUGACGGGACCCCACAAGCAGCCCCAAAGCCAGCCGAAAGGCGCAGAGAUGAGUCCCGGGGCCGCUGCUAAGAAUCAGACAUCGCUCCUGGGAGAACCACCGAAAGAAAUUCGGCUCAGCAAAAACCCGUACUUGAACUUGGCAAGUGUGCUUCCCGGUGUCUGCCUAUCACCCCCUGUAGGUAAAGCCGGUCUGCCGAAGGCUGCAACCGCGGGCGACCUCCUGGAGGCAAUCUCUCAGGGAAGCGAGCCGCCCGCGCUGGGCAAGUGCAUCACUUACUCUCAGCCUUCGGGUGACUACACGCAGGUGUCGACUUUAAGAAAUGAAAAACGAGGCUCGGCCUAUCUCGUCUCUGCUCCAGAAGGGGGCGCAGGGGAACUCGUGGAGCAGGAUUCUCAGCAUCCGGGAGUCUAUUCCAUGGAAACCUACUUCAAAAAGAAGCGUGUGUACUGAACGGGGGUCUUGCUCAUCCCCGCAUGAGGUUCUCUGCAGUAUUCCUGCUGUUCGUUGCUGCCUUAAGUACAUUCAAACUAGCCAUAUCCUUUCAAUACGGGUUCUUAGUUUCCCCUAAGGAACUGUGCUGUGCAGCAGGCGGAACUGCCAAACAUCAUAGCAAUAAGAGACCAGUGAGGACACUCGCCACUAGAUUAGACGCAUCUUAAUGUGUAUUAACUUAGAGCCCCUGGGAGAAGUCCUGUGUUCCCAACCGUCCUUGCUUUGGGCCUGGGCCUCGUCCCAACACCAUAUAUGAAAGUUUGAAGCAAUAAAUGGGGAACAAUGGGAAACGAGUCUUGUUUCCUGAGCCUUAGAAGUUAACUUCUUAUAAGCCAAUGUGCAUUUCAUCCGUCCCUGGAGUACUCUCAUUUGUAGAUUUUUAGACCUUUUCCUCCAAAAAA
Molecule: messenger RNA, 2423 nt
Organism: Sorex fumeus (smoky shrew)
Lineage: Eukaryota; Metazoa; Chordata; Mammalia; Eulipotyphla; Soricidae
Gene: RAVER2
Product: ribonucleoprotein, PTB binding 2
Exons: 12
Coding region: 16-1980 (654 amino acids)
Cellular component (GO): cytosol
Molecular function (GO): mRNA binding
Source: RefSeq, a predicted model, not a curated record